UUUGAAAGGCAUUAUGGCAUUAAGAUUUCCAAGGUUUAGCCAAGGGUUAGCUCAGGACCCCACUACUCGUCGUAUUUGGUUUGGUAUUGCUACCGCACAUGACUUCGAAAGUCAUGAUGAUAUUACUGAGGAACGUCUUUAUCAGAAUAUUUUUGCUUCCCACUUCGGUCAAUUAGCAAUAAUUUUUCUGUGGACUUCCGGAAAUCUGUUUCAUGUAGCUUGGCAAGGAAAUUUUGAAUCAUGGGUACAGGACCCUUUACACGUAAGACCUAUUGCUCAUGCAAUUUGGGAUCCUCAUUUUGGUCAACCGGCCGUGGAGGCUUUUACUCGGGGUGCUCUCGGCCCAGUGAAUAUCGCUUAUUCUGGUGUUUAUCAGUGGUGGUAUACAAUCGGUUUACGCACUAAUGAAGAUCUUUAUACCGGAGCUCUUUUUCUAUUAUUUCUUUCUGCCAUAUCCUUAAUAGCAGGUUGGCUGCACUUACAACCGAAAUGGAAACCGAGCGUUUCGUGGUUCAAAAACGCCGAAUCUCGUUUGAAUCAUCAUUUGUCAGGACUCUUCGGUGUAAGUUCCUUGGCUUGGACAGGGCAUUUAGUACAUGUCGCUAUUCCUGGAUCCAGAGAGUACGUUCGAUGGAAUAAUUUCUUAGAUGUAUUACCGCAUCCCCAAGGGUUAGGCCCACUUUUUACAGGUCAGUGGAAUCUUUAUGCUCAAAACCCCGAUUCGAGUAGUCAUUUAUUUGGGACCUCCCAAGGAGCAGGAACUGCCAUUCUAACCCUUCUGGGAUUCCAUCCACAAACACAAAGUUUGUGGCUUACUGAUAUUGCUCAUCAUCAUUUAGCUAUUGCAUUUGUUUUUCUUGUUGCUGGUCAUAUGUAUAGAACUAAUUUCGGGAUUGGACACAGUAUCAAGGAUCUUUUAGAUGCACAUAUUCCUCCAGGAGGACGGUUGGGGCGUGGGCAUAAGGGUCUUUAUGAUACAAUCAACAAUUCGCUUCAUUUUCAAUUAGGCCUUGCUCUAGCUUCUUUAGGGGUUAUUACCUCCUUGGUAGCUCAACACAUGUAUUCUUUACCUGCUUAUGCAUUCAUAGCACAAGACUUUACUACUCAAGCUGCAUUAUAUACCCAUCACCAAUAUAUCGCAGGAUUCAUCAUGACAGGAGCUUUUGCUCAUGGAGCUAUAUUUUUCAUUAGAGAUUACAACCCGGAGCAAAACGAAGAUAAUGUAUUGGCAAGAAUGUUAGACCAUAAGGAAGCUAUCAUAUCUCAUUUAAGUUGGGCCAGUCUCUUUUUGGGAUUCCAUACCUUGGGACUUUAUGUUCAUAAUGAUGUCAUGCUUGCUUUUGGUACUCCGGAAAAGCAAAUUUUGAUCGAACCCAUAUUUGCUCAAUGGAUACAAUCGGCUCAUGGGAAAACUUCAUAUGGGUUCGAUGUACUUUUAUCUUCAACGAGCGGCCCGGCAUUCAAUGCGGGUCGAAGCAUCUGGUUGCCGGGUUGGUUAAAUGCUGUUAAUGAGAAUACUAAUUCAUUAUUCUUAACAAUAGGGCCUGGAGACUUGGUCCAUCAUGCUAUUGCUCUGGGUUUACAUACAACUACAUUGAUCUUAGUAAAAGGUGCUUUAGAUGCACGCGGUUCCAAGUUAAUGCCAGAUAAAAAGGAUUUCGGUUAUAGUUUUCCAUGCGACGGCCCUGGGCGAGGAGGUACUUGUGAUAUUUCGGCAUGGGACGCAUUUUAUUUAGCAGUUUUUUGGAUGUUAAAUACUAUUGGAUGGGUUACUUUUUAUUGGCAUUGGAAGCAUAUCACAUUAUGGCAGGGUAAUGUUUCACAGUUUAAUGAAUCUUCCACUUAUUUGAUGGGCUGGCUAAGAGAUUAUUUAUGGUUAAACUCUUCACAACUUAUUAAUGGAUAUAACCCUUUUGGUAUGAAUAGUUUAUCGGUCUGGGCAUGGAUGUUCUUAUUUGGACAUCUUGUUUGGGCUACUGGAUUUAUGUUCUUAAUCUCCUGGCGGGGAUAUUGGCAAGAAUUGAUUGAAACUUUAGCAUGGGCUCAUGAACGCACACCUUUGGCCAAUUUAAUUCGAUGGAGAGAUAAACCUGUGGCUCUUUCUAUUGUGCAAGCAAGAUUGGUUGGAUUAGCCCAUUUUUCUGUAGGUUAUAUAUUCACCUAUGCAGCUUUCUUGAUUGCCUCUACGUCGGGAAAAUUUGGCUAA
This is a messenger RNA of Apis cerana (Asiatic honeybee), 2206 nucleotides long. RefSeq lists its product as uncharacterized. Gene Ontology annotation, cellular component: thylakoid; chloroplast thylakoid membrane; photosystem I. Gene Ontology annotation, biological process: photosynthesis. Lineage: Eukaryota; Metazoa; Arthropoda; Insecta; Hymenoptera; Apidae. The record is from RefSeq and is a predicted model, not a curated record.